ACCACCCCAAUUCAUCAGUUCAAAAAGAAAAGCGUACAAGUGCAAAUCUCUACACAAGUAGCGAAGAAAGUUCUCUCUAUACUUUACCAGUAUAAUAUUGGUGUUUUUUUUCAAAUUUUGUGAAAUUUUGAAUAAAGAAGUUAUUUAAAAGUUGUUUGCAGAAUAAAACAAAAAAUCAAGAUGCCUGAACAAGAAUGUGAGACUUUUGCUUUCCAAGCUGAAAUUGCUCAGCUUAUGUCCUUGAUCAUCAACACAUUCUACUCGAACAAAGAAAUCUUCCUUCGAGAAUUGAUUUCCAAUUCCUCUGAUGCUUUGGACAAAAUUCGUUAUGAAUCCUUAACUGACCCCACAAAACUAGACAGUGGCAAAGAUUUGCAAAUCAAAUUGAUUCCAAACAAGGCCGCCGGAACCUUAACCAUCAUCGAUACUGGUAUCGGUAUGACCAAAGCUGAUUUGGUCAAUAACUUGGGUACCAUUGCCAAAUCUGGUACCAAAGCUUUCAUGGAAGCUCUUCAAGCUGGUGCUGAUAUCAGCAUGAUUGGUCAAUUUGGUGUGGGUUUCUAUUCAGCUUACUUGGUUGCCGAUAAAGUCACAGUAACCUCAAAACACAACGAUGAUGAACAAUACGUUUGGGAAUCUGCUGCUGGUGGUUCGUUCACUGUUCGCCAAGAUAGCUCUGAACCUUUGGGACGUGGUACAAAGAUAGUUUUGUACAUCAAAGAGGAUCAGACUGAUUAUUUGGAAGAGAGCAAGAUCAAGGAGAUUGUUAACAAACAUUCCCAAUUUAUUGGCUAUCCAAUUAAGUUGCUUGUUGAGAAGGAACGUGAUCAGGAAGUAAGUGAUGAUGAAGCUGAGAAAGAUGAUGAAGAGAAGAAGAAGGAAAUGGAGACUGAUGAACCAAAGAUUGAAGAUGUUGGUGAAGAUGAGGAUGCUGACAAAGAUGCUGAUAAGAAAAAGAAGAAGACUGUUAAAGUUAAGUACACAGAAGAUGAAGAAUUGAACAAGACUAAGCCGAUUUGGACAAGGAAUCCAGAUGACAUCUCCCAGGAGGAGUAUGGCGAGUUUUACAAAUCUUUGACCAAUGAUUGGGAAGAUCAUUUGGCUGUGAAGCACUUUUCUGUUGAAGGUCAAUUGGAAUUCCGUGCUCUUCUCUUUAUUCCACGUCGUGUGCCAUUUGAUCUCUUUGAAAACCAAAAGAAGCGCAACAACAUCAAGUUAUACGUGCGCAGAGUAUUCAUCAUGGACAACUGCAACGAUCUCAUCCCAGAGUAUUUGAACUUCAUGAAGGGAGUUGUUGAUUCAGAGGAUCUGCCAUUGAACAUUUCUCGUGAAAUGCUCCAACAAAAUAAAGUACUCAAAGUUAUCCGCAAAAACUUGGUCAAGAAAUGCAUGGAGUUGUUUGAAGAGUUGAGCGAAGACAAGGAGAACUACAAGAAGUUCUAUGACCAAUUCAGCAAGAAUCUUAAAUUGGGUGUUCAUGAAGAUAGCAAUAACCGAGCCAAAAUUGCCGACUUUUUGCGAUUCCAUACUUCGGCAUCUGGGGAUGAUUACUGUUCAUUGGCUGAUUAUGUUAGUCGCAUGAAGGAGAACCAAAAGCAUGUUUACUUCAUUACUGGCGAGUCUAAGGAUCAAGUGAGCAACUCUGCCUUUGUUGAACGUGUCAAGAAACGUGGAUUUGAGGUUGUCUACAUGACUGAGCCAAUCGAUGAGUAUGUCAUUCAACACUUGAAGGAAUAUAAGGGCAAACAAUUGGUGUCGGUGACUAAGGAAGGUUUGGAAUUGCCAGAAGAUGAGGAGGAGAAGAAGAAGCGCGAAGAGGACAAGGCCAAGUUUGAGAAUUUGUGCAAGGUUAUGAAGUCGAUUUUGGACAACAAAGUUGAGAAGGUUGUCAUUUCAAAUCGUUUGGUUGAAUCUCCUUGCUGUAUUGUCACCUCUCAAUUUGGUUGGUCAGCCAAUAUGGAGCGUAUCAUGAAGGCUCAAGCCCUGCGUGAUUCAUCCACUAUGGGAUACAUGGCUGGCAAAAAACACUUGGAAAUUAAUCCAGAUCAUCCAAUCAUCGAAACUCUCCGCCAAAAAGCCGAUGCCGAUAAGAACGACAAAGCUGUUAAGGAUUUGGUCAUCUUACUUUUCGAAACAUCCCUGCUUUCAUCUGGUUUCUCAUUGGACAGCCCACAAGUUCAUGCUUCAAGAAUCUACCGUAUGAUUAAAUUGGGUCUCGGUCUUGAUGAAGAAGAACCAAUGGCGACUGAAGAUGUACAGAGUGCUGGUGAUGCUCCACCACUAGUCAAUGACAUAGAAGACGCUUCACACAUGGAGGAAGUCGAUUAAGAAGCUGAAACUGUUGAUAGUUUAUAGAAAACCAAGUAGUAAUUUAUUUAAACUAAAUUUUAAGAUACUUUAAACAAACUAAUUUUAACUAAAGGAUUCCAUUUUUGUUUAUUACCGCGUUAUAGCGGCACGGCGACGUCAUGUUAAUAUGGAGAAGUUUUUAUUUUUUUUCAGUUUAAAUAAAUUGAUUGAAGAUAGGGAUAUUUUUAUUUUUGUUUAUAUACUUUAGAGUUAUAACAAAUAAAAUAAAAAUAAAUGUUAAAAGAAAA
Molecule: messenger RNA, 2597 nt
Organism: Episyrphus balteatus (marmalade hoverfly)
Lineage: Eukaryota; Metazoa; Arthropoda; Insecta; Diptera; Syrphidae
Gene: Hsp83
Product: heat shock protein 83
Exons: 3
Coding region: 181-2328 (715 amino acids)
Biological process (GO): protein stabilization; cellular response to heat; protein folding
Cellular component (GO): cytosol; perinuclear region of cytoplasm; plasma membrane
Molecular function (GO): ATP-dependent protein folding chaperone; ATP binding; disordered domain specific binding
Source: RefSeq, a predicted model, not a curated record